Gymnodraco acuticeps is the source of this 2587-nucleotide messenger RNA. Its product is annotated as SUN domain-containing protein 1-like. The annotation marks the transcript as partial. The record is from RefSeq and is a predicted model, not a curated record. NCBI's taxonomy places the organism in Eukaryota, Metazoa, Chordata, Actinopteri, Perciformes, Bathydraconidae. Gene Ontology annotation, biological process: nuclear envelope organization. The transcript has 13 exons. Gene Ontology annotation, cellular component: nuclear envelope; meiotic nuclear membrane microtubule tethering complex. Gene Ontology annotation, molecular function: protein-membrane adaptor activity.
GUGAGCUGCAGCGGUGCCGCGCCUCCUCCGGGCUGAGCAGAGCUGCAGAGCGCUGCGUCAGCGUGCUGCUCUCACUGCUGCCUGCCUCUGACCACACACACAGGUCUCCUCUCAGACUCCUCCUGGUUCUCCUCCCUCUGCUCCUCCUCUUCACUGUUUGGUUCUUCACCCCAGCGGCUCUCAUCUCCCUCCUCCCAGCUGUGAGCCUCGCGCAGUGGACCGAGGUCUCUGAAGCCCCGCCCAUCUUCUCCUCCCCCCCAGCAUCAGAGGAGGAGGAGGAGGUGAUGGAGGAGAAGGAGGUGAUGGAGGAGAAGGAGGUGAUGGAGGAGAAGGAGUUGAUGGAGGAGAAGGAGGUGAUGAUGAUGGAGAAGGAGGUGAUCAUGGAGGUGCAGCCGCUCCACAUCCGCCCGGCAACAGGAGCAGGAGAGCAGGAGGGGCUGCAGCGUCUGGAGCUCAGUGUGACUGCUCUGUGGGAGCGAGUCGAGACGGGGGGUGAGCAGGAGGAGCAGCGGCACAGGGAGGUGAUGAGACUUUACUCUGACCUCCAGCAGCUGAUCUCAGGUCAGAGGGGCGGGGCUCUGAGCGUCCUGAUGGAGCAGCAGCUGGAGAGCAUGAGGGCGGAGCUGAAGGAGCAGAGGAGCCAAUCACAGCAGGAGGUGUUGCAGCAGCAGAGGGAAACGUCUCGUGUGGAUCAGCUGGAGCUGCAGCUGCAGAGCCUGGCUGAACAAACAGAAGAGCUGCAGUGCAGACAGGAAGCUGCUGCUGCUGCAGGUUCUCCUUCCUCAACAACACUUCCUGUUUCUCUCAGUGGGGGGGUGGACCGUCACUCCCAUGAUGCAUUGCUGUCGGAGGUGACGCGGCUGCAUGAGGCUCUGCAGGAGGUGAGGAAGCAGGUGGAGGAUCUGUCGGAGCGUCAGGAGAACCAAGAACACCUGGAGAACAUCCAGCAGACGGUUUCAGAGUUGGUCUCCGCUCAGGUCCGGGAGGAGGUCCGGGUCCUUCUGUACGGGAACCAGCUGACUGUAGGGGGCGGGGCUUCAGGAGAUGACUCCGCCCCCCCGCAGCCCCUCCUCCAGUGGCUGCAGCAGCACUAUGUGAGCCAGGCCGACCUGCAGGGGGCGCUGUCCUCUGUGGAGACCAGAGUCCUGCAGGACAUCAGAGACCUGCAGGACAUCAGAGUCCUGCAGGACAUCAGCAGGGAGCAACUCGGAGAGGACGGACUGAACCAAGCUGGAACCACGGGGGGAAAAACCACCGUCACUAAGGAGGAGGUGCGUGAGAUGGUGCAGGACGCGCUGAGGAUCUUCUCUCAGGAUCGAACCGGCCGUGCAGACUACGCCCUGGAGUCCGGAGGGGGCAGCAUCCUCAGCUCCAGAUGCUCUCAGACCUACGAGACCAAGACGGCGCUGCUCAGUCUGUUCGGACUUCCUCUCUGGUUCUUCUCCCAGAGCCCCCGCGCAGUCAUACAGCCUGAUGUCCAGCCAGGUAACUGUUGGGCGUUCAGAGGCUCUUCAGGAGUCCUGGUGCUCCGCCUCUCGAUGAGUGUGUCCCCGUCGUCCUUCUCUCUGGAGCACGUCCCUAGAUCUCUGUCUCCCAGCGGGACGUCUAGCAGCGCCCCGAGGGACUUCAGGGUCUACGGUCUUCAGGACGAGGAGGAGGGGGAGGGGAAGCUGCUCGGCUCCUUCAGAUACGACCAGGACGGAGAGGCUCUGCAGACGUUCCCCGUCACCGAGCAGAACGGGUUCUGGUUCCAGGUGGUGGAGCUGCAGGUUCUCUCUAACUGGGGGAACCCGGAGUACACGUGUCUGUAUCGCUUCAGAGUCCAUGGCUCACCUGCUGACACACAGCAUUAAACAACAACAACAACAACAACAACAUCAACAUCAGGGGAACUGCCGAGUGUUUCCUGUGGAAAACACACUCAGUUUAAUGUACAUAUCGUUCAGAUUUCACCUGUUAGCGUCUUGUCUAAGCCCCGCCUCCUUUCACCUGUUAACGACUAAGCCCCGCCUCCUUUCACCUGUUAACGUCUCGUCUAAGCCCCGCCUCCUUUCACCUGUUGUCUUGUUUCAGCCCCCGCCUCCUUUCACCUGUUAACGUCUCGUCUAAACCCCGCCUCCUUUCACCUGUUGUCUUGUUUCAGCCCCGCCUCCUUUCACCUGUUAACGUCUCGUCUAAACCCCGCCUCCUUUCACCUGUUGUCUUGUUUCAGCCCCGCCUCCUUUCACCUGUUAACGUCUCGUCUAAACCCCGCCUCCUUUCACCUGUUGUCUUGUUUCAGCCCCGCCUCCUUUCACCUGUUAACGUCUCGUCUAAACCCCGCCUCCUUUCACCUGUUGUCUUUCAGCCCCGCCUCCUUUCACCUGUUAGCGUCUUGUCUAAGCCUCGCCUCCUUUCACCUGUUAACGACUAAGCCCCGCCUCCUUUCACCUGUUAACGUCUCGUCUAAACCCCGCCUCCUUUCACCUGUUGUCUUUCAGCCCCGCCUCCUUUCACCUGUUAGCGUCUUGUCUAAGCCCCGCCUCCUUUCACCUGUUAACGACUAAGCCCCGCCUCCUUUCACCUGUUGUCUUUCAGCCCCGCCUCC